GAGAGCGACACGCAGAGCAGUCAGACAGAGACACACACAGAGCAGACAGAGACACACAUAGAGCAGAUAGAAAGAGAGAGAGACACACAGAGCAGACAGACAGAGUGAGACACACACACAGAGCAGACACAGAGUGACACACAGACAGACAGAGAGAGUGAGACACACACACACAGAGCAGAUAAACAGAGCGAGACACACACACAUAUCAGACAGACAGAGACACACACACAGAGCAGACAGAGAGAGAGAGAGACACACACACAGAGCAGACAGACAGAGCGAGACACACACACAGAGCAGACAGACAGAGCGAGAGAGACACACACAGCACACAGAGCAGCCAGCCAGCCAGACAGAUAUAUAUCGAGACACACACACAGAGCAGACAGACAGAGUAAGACACACACACAAAGCAGUCAGACAGACAGACAGAGAGAUAUCGAGACACACACACACACACACAGAGCAGCCAGACAGACAGACAGAGAGAUAUCGAGACACACACAGAGCAGAGAGACAGAGUGAGACACACACACACAGAGCAGACAGACAGACAGAGAGAUAUCGAGACACACACACACACAGAGCAGCCAGACAGACAGACAGAGAGAUAUCGAGACACACACACACAGAGCAGCCAGACAGACAGACAGAGAGAUAUCGAGACACACACACACAGAGCAGCGCCGGCGAUGUCCACACCGCCGUUAAACGUCUCGGACGAGGAGCGACUCUCCGCCAAUGGAAGCGGCCCCGUGACUCCGAUCGGCCACGACGCUCCGCACGGGGUGAACUUCAUCGCGCUCUCAGUGCUCAUGGGCAUCACGUCGGCUCUGUCCAUCGCUUUCAACGGGCUGGUCGUCGUCGUCACCCUGCGCUCCAGGCUCCUGCGGAGGCCGCUCAACUACGCGCUGGUGAACUUGGCGUGCGCCGACCUGGGAAUCUCGCUCAGCGGCGGUGUCAUCACGACAGCGAGCAACGCCCGGGGAAGAUUUGACCUGGGGACAGCCGCGUGCGUCGCCGAUGGCUUUCUGGUGGCGGUGUUCGGCAUGACGGCGCUCAUCACGGUCUGCGUGCUCGCCGUGGAGCGCUACGUGGUGGUCUGCAAGCCGCUCGGCAGUGUGCACUUUGGCACGCAGCACGGCCUCUGCGGAGUGGCCAUCUCGUGGGCUUGGGCCCUUGCGUGGAGCAUGCCGCCUCUCUUCGGCUGGGGCCGCUACCACUACGAGGGCGUGGGCACGUCCUGCGCGCCCGACUGGGCUGACAGCAGCCCGUCGGGACGCAGCUACAUGACCGCGUACUUCAUCUUCUGCUUCGCGCUGCCCAUGAUCAUCAUACUGUUCUGCUACACCAAGCUGAUGAUCUCCAUACACAAGGUCUCAAAGCUUGGCUUGAGUGCCAAUGACACAGCCGAGAGGAAGGUCGGAGUCAUGGUGGUCGUGAUGAUAUUUGCCUUCUUCCUCUGCUGGCUGCCUUACGCUGCACUGGCCAUUGCUGUUGUCAUCAAGCCGGACCUGAAGGUGCCCCCUGUCACCGCCUCUAUUCCGGUUUACAUGGCCAAGUCGAGUGGUGCUUACAACCCCAUCAUAUACAUCUUCAUGCACAGACAGUUCCGGGAGCACAUCUCGCGCAUGUUUUGUGACCAUCGUAAUCAAAGCAGCCGAAUAAAACCCGAAGAGAACACGAUGCAGAGGCUACAGCCCGCUUAAAGUCACCGGGAUCACUCGGGAUGGAUGAAGAAAUCGUUGUAAGCCAAGGUUCAACGUUAACAACACACCCCCCGCAUACACUGAGAUUCAGAUAUACACCACUCGAUUUGAAGCUUUCGUGCCUACAGGAAUCCAUACUCUCUGUUUUUUUCGGUAAAGUCACGUAGAUAGAAAAAAGUAUUGAAUAAAAGAAAACACUAUUCUAUUAUUGUUGCUUCUAUCGAUGUGACUUUACCGAAAGAACCAGAGAGUAGAAACACUGCUCUCUGUCAAUCCAUUGCCGGGUGCAUGCCUCCCUCAAACUCACUCGGUCAUGAUUCUGUGUGACCGCUCAUAUUGUCCCCACUGUUGUUCGACCCUGCGUCAUCUCGCCGUGGUGAGUGUGGGUUGACGAAGAGGGAGGAACCUAGGGCGAGUUCGGAUAUCACUCGCCAGGGAAACAAACUCAGGUUGGCGGGUUCAUAGCGCGGUGCGCUAAUCACUGCGCCACCACUCCUCUCCAUAGACGAAGUAUUGUAAAGUACAGCCGCUAUCAUCUGGAUUAUAUUCGAUGUUUGCAUGCUGAACUUCUUUUGCAUCGUACGUAGCCAACCGUGCUAAUUGGAGAUGUAUUAAUACACUGCGUAACAAAACGUGAAUGUCCACCUUUGUCACGAAUUGCAGAUAUGCAAUCAGAUUGUGUCUUUGUGACAUGUUUAGAUUUUUUUGCGAUUGGCUUUGGAGCGCAUGAUUUUUGUCCACUUUGUUUUUUGCCAGAAAGAAAAUUUUUCUCAGUGAUGUUGAAAAAUAACAGUUGUGUUUUUUUGUCUACAUUUCUACUGUAAUAUGAACACCUCCAAGCGCAUCAAUCACGACACCUUCUUGUGCAGUUUAUGACAUUUCAUUAGCAAGCCUUGUGCAUGUUGUGAGAAAAUUAUCAUUUCACUUGAGAUCACUUAAUAAUCAGUGUUUCAUCGUCAUGUGCUUGUGAGAUUGUUAUUAUCUUUCACUAUAUGCAGUGAGUGGUGAUGGCGUCUCUGCCAGUGAUUGCAAAAUAACCGUUAAAUUGUGUUACAUUAUUGAUAUGUAGAAGUAGCCUGUGCUAUUUUCCUCAAUAAAGUGUUCGAUCUAUUUGGCGUCUCUCUGUAUAUAUAAAGUGUAUACCUAGAUAUUACUGUAGUGAGUGACUUGAAAUUGUUUAUUUUGUAAACACAACGCUAAACAUAUCUAGUUGUUCAUAAUAAAGGUUUUUGGGUUAGAUCGCGUUAUUUAUAAAUGUGUCGUAACCCUCCACCACCCGACACGGCCAAAGAGUAAAAAAUGUGUCACGUUUACAAGGGACAAAUAGUUCACUACUUUAGCCCACCGGUGAGUUGAAGAGUGAAUCAACAUCAUUUAAAAUUUGAGUACGACGUUUCGCUAGUAAUUGCAUCCAGCUUCAUCGGGCAAUUUGCCAGAAUGGUGAUGCUCUCCUCUUGAUCCCGGUCUUAAAUAGAGCAGCAGCAGGGUGACGUAAAAAAUGUACUGUGGCACAAUAUUGAUUUAUUUUCAGGUAGGACAAAUGCGGGGCUUAAUUUCUCGGUAAAUUUGUGAAAACGCUGCUAGGCUUAGCUUGGAGUGGGCUGGUACUACCACUGUCACUAUUGUACAGCGAAUUCAUAAUAACCCUAAACAGUCCUGUAUUAUUCUACCAUAUAUCUUAUACGCCUAUAAAGAUGAUGUUGAUAACAAUUACAAGGACAGAAAUAAGGCAAGAUGUGUGGCAAAAAAAUGCUGGCACAAGGUUCUUGGACUGUUCCGAAUUUAGUGCUGGCUAAAUUUAUCGAGAUUCAUUGCAAAUCUGGCUGUCGCCUGAUGAAGCUAGUUGUAAUUACUGGCGAAACGUCGUACUCAGAUCGUAAAUGUUGUGGCUUGGUUCUCCAACACACCGGUGUGCUGUGCUAGUGACGAAUUGGCACGUUCUGUUUACGUGACAAACCUUACUAGUUGGCUGUGUCGUUUGGUGGCGGGUUUUAACGACACAUUUAUAUAUUUACGCAUUCUAACCCAAAAAAAUCCUCUAUUAUGGAUGAUAUUGGUCGCGAAAGCCUACGUGUUCAAUAACUGUGAUCUUUGGACAACGUGUAUUUUAUGUUUCUCAUUAAACACAGCUUGAAAUGUGGAGUACGUGUGACUACAAACGAUUGCUGUCACAAUUGACUUG
This is a messenger RNA of Lethenteron reissneri (Far Eastern brook lamprey), 3894 nucleotides long. RefSeq names its product parapinopsin-like. Gene Ontology annotation, cellular component: membrane. Gene Ontology annotation, molecular function: G protein-coupled receptor activity. The record is from RefSeq and is a predicted model, not a curated record. NCBI's taxonomy places the organism in Eukaryota, Metazoa, Chordata, Hyperoartia, Petromyzontiformes, Petromyzontidae. Gene Ontology annotation, biological process: G protein-coupled receptor signaling pathway; visual perception.